Molecule: messenger RNA, 1776 nt
Organism: Rana temporaria (common frog)
Lineage: Eukaryota; Metazoa; Chordata; Amphibia; Anura; Ranidae
Product: loricrin-like
Exons: 1
Coding region: 1-1776 (591 amino acids)
Source: RefSeq, a predicted model, not a curated record
AUGAGGAGUGAUGGUGAUCCCUCAGGUGAUGGUGGAGGUAUGAGGAGUGAUGGUGAUCCCUCAGGUGAUGGUGGAGGUAUGAGGAGUGAUGGUGACCCCUCAGGUGAUGAUGGAGGUAUGAGGAGUGAUGGUGAUCCCUCAGGUAAUGGUGGAGGUAUGAGGAGUGAUGGUGAUCCCUCAGGUGAUGGUGGAGGUAUGAGGAGUGAUGGUGAUCCCUCAGGUGAUGGUGGAGGUAUGAGGAGUGAUAAUGAUUCCUCAGGUGAUGGUGGAGGUAUGAGGAGUGAUAGUGACCCCUCAGGUGAUGGUGGAGGUAUGAGGAGUGAUGGUGAUCCCUCAGGUGAUGGUGGAGGUAUGAGGAGUGAUAAUGAUUCCUCAGGUGAUGGUGGAGGUAUGAGGAGUGAUAGUGACCCCUCAGGUGAUGGUGGAGGUAUGAGGAGUGAUGGUGAUCCCUCAGGUAAUGGUGGAGGUAUGAGGAGUGAUAGUGAUCCCUCAGGUGAUGGUGGAGGUAUGAGGAGUAAUAAUGAUCCCUCAGGUGAUGGUGGAGGUAUGAGGAGUGAUGGUGAUCCCUCAGGUGAUGGUGGAGGUAUGAGGAGUGAUGGUGAUCCCUCAGGUGAUGGUGGAGGUAUGAGGAGUGAUGGUGAUCCCUCAGGUGAUGGUGAAGGUAUGAGGAGUAAUAAUGAUCCCUCAGGUGAUGGUGGAGGUAUGAGGAGUGAUAGUGACCCCUCAGGUGAUGGUGGAGGUAUGAGGAGUGAUAGUGACCCCUCAGGUGAUGGUGGAGGUAUGAGGAGUGAUAAUGAUCCCUCAGGUGAUGGUGGAGGUAUGAGGAGUGAUGGUGAUCCCUCAGGUGAUGGUGGGGGUAUGAGGAGUGAUAGUGAUCCCUCAGGUGAUGGUGGAGGUAUGAGGAGUGAUAGUGAUCCCUCAGGUGAUGGUGGAGGUAUGAGGAGUGAUGGUGAUCCCUCAGGUGACAGUGGAGGUAUGAGGAGUGAUGGUGAUCCCUCAGGUGAUGGUGGAGGUAUGAGGAGUGAUGGUGAUCCCUCAGGUGAUGAUGGUGGAGGUAUGAGGAGUGAUGGUGGAGGUAUGAGGAGUGAUGGUGAUCCCUCAGGUGAUGGUGGAGGUAUGAGGAGUGAUGGUGGAGGUAUGAGGAGUGAUGGUGAUCCCUCAGGUGACAGUGGAGGUAUGAGGAGUGAUGGUGAUCCCUCUGGUGAUGGUGGAGGUAUGAGGAGUGAUGGUGAUCCCUCAGGUGAUGAUGGAGGUAUGAGGAGUGAUGGUGACCCCUCAGGUGAUGAUGGAGGUAUGAGGAGUGAUGGUGACCCCUCAGGUGAUGGUGGAGGUAUGAGGAGUGAUAGUGAUCCCUCAGGUGAUGGUGGAGGUAUGAGGAGUGAUAGUGACCCCUCAGGUGAUGAUGGAGGUAUGAGGAGUGAUGGUGAUCCCUCAGGUGAUGGUGGAGGUAUGAGGAGUGAUAGUGACCCCUCAGGUGAUGGUGGAGGUAUGAGGAGUGAUGGUGACCCCUCAGGUGAUGGUGGAGGUAUGAGGAGUGAUAGUGAUCCCUCAGGUGAUGGUGGAGGUAUGAGGAGUGAUAGUGAUUGCUCAGGUGAUGGUGGAGGUAUGAGGAGUGAUAGUGAUCCCUCAGGUGAUGGUGGAGGUAUGAGGAGUGAUGGUGGAGGUAUGAGGAGUGAUGGUGGAGGUAUGAGGAGUGAUAGUGACCCCUCAGGUGACGGUGGAGGUAUGAGGAGUGAUGGUGAUCCCUCAGGUUCUCAGCUAAGGAUAGCACUGUGA